GCGGGCUCCGAAGUGCGCAGCCCAAUGGAGAGCGCUUUGUGGCGGCCGUGGGAGUCGGGGGCGGGCUUGCUGUUUUUGCACGCAACUCUGACCACAUUCGUCUGCGCCGGAACCAACCUUGAGUAACUGUGCUGGGCCAGGACCGGGACUGAGACUGGGGCUGGGGCUGGGAAGUAGCGUCGGGGCCACCCCGCGGCCACCCUAGGGGAAUCCUAGGCACUGGAGACCAUGCGGGCGGGUAAGACUUUCCGCAAGCGGCGCGACGACUCGGAGUCGGAGUCCGAUGAGCAGGACAGCGAGGAGGUCCGGUUGAAACUGGAAGAAACCAAAGAAGUUCAGAGUUUGAGAAGACGUCCUAAUGGGGUGAGUGCUGUAGCCCUCCUGGUUGGGGAGAAAGUACAGGAAGAGACAACUCUAGUGGAUGAUCCCUUUAAGAUCAAGGCUGGUGGGAUGGUGGACAUGAAGAAACUUAAGGAAAGAAAUAAAGACAGGAUUAAUGAAGAGGAGGACCUCAAUUUAGGAACAUCAUUUUCAGCAGAAACCAAUCGAAGGGAUGAAGAUGCAGACAUGAUGAAGUACAUUGAGACUGAGCUAAAGAAGAGGAAAGGAAUUGUGGAAAAUGAGGAGCAGAAGGUGAAGUUGAAGAAUGCUGAAGACUGUCUCUACGAGCUCCCUGAGAACAUCCGAGUCUCCUCAGCUAAGAAAACAGAAGAGAUGCUGUCCAACCAGAUGCUGAGUGGCAUCCCUGAGGUGGAUUUGGGCAUUGAUGCAAAAAUAAAAAAUAUAAUUUCAACAGAGGAUGCUAAAGCACGCCUACUGGCCGAGCAACAGAACAAAAAGAAAGACAGCGAAACCUCUUUUGUUCCAACCAACAUGGCUGUGAACUAUGUCCAGCACAACCGAUUUUAUCAUGAAGAGCUCAACGCUCCAGUUCGGAGGCACAAGGAGGAACCAAAAACUCGACCCCUCAGGGUUGGAGAUACUGAGAAGCCAGAACCAGAAAGGUCUCCUCCAAAUCGCAAGCGCCCCCCCAAUGAAAAGGCAACUGAUGAUUAUCAUUAUGAGAAGUUUAAGAAAAUGAAUAGACGCUAUUAAUAUCAGUUCAGUGGGAGAAGAUGAGGAAACUGAGGUUCAAAAAGGUUAAAUGAUUCACCCUAGGUCACAGGUAAUAAGUGGCAGUGCUAGAAUUUGAACUCCAGGUCUUCUUGGUACAAAUCUAGUCACCUUCCUUUAUUGACUGUGAACUUCUACAAUCAAGCCUUUGUCAUCAGAGAGAACAUUGUAUGGCUGUAGGUAUGGAAUUAGCUCGGGCAUGGAAUUGGGAAAUCCAUGAUCUGAUAAUGCCUUAAGACCUGACUUCCACUAAGGCCUCUUCUGAUGCUUUGCUGUGUCAUGGAGGGAACCCUAGGUUUUUGAGGGCUCUGACAGAAUCCGUUAUGUUGUAAUGGCUUGAAGUGUGGUCACAGUGAUGAACUGUUCUCCAGUCCAAGGUUGAAUAAAUGAAUUUUUAAAAAAUCACUUUAUAAAGCAUUUACAAGUAUGGGAAAUGUAAAUACAAAAAAAGCAGCACAUAUAUAUAUAUAUAUAUACACACAUACAAAAAAGCAACCCCUGCCUCAGGGAGCUAACAUUCUUUAAAAAAAAUUCCCCCAAUUACAUAUAAUUACAAUUUUAGUAUACGUUUCCCAAAAUCAUAUGAACCAAAUUAUCUUCCUUCCUUGAGAAGGUAAGCAGUUUGAUUUGAAGCUGACAUUCUAAAGGAGAAAUAAUGCACUUAGAGGCGUGGUGGCUUAGGAAGCUUGUUUUGAUCUGGGAAGUCCUCAAGGUUGGUGAGGGACACAACAAUUAGUUAAUAUAAUAUGCCCUUUCUAGAAGCAAUAGCAGUGCUGAUUUGAUUGGAGUUUCCAGAAGAUAAAAUGGAAAAGGAGGUGGUGGGUUAGGGUUAGAGAUGCAGGGGUGAUGGCAUGAAAGACACAAACUGAUGUAAACUAAUGUUAACAGAACCAAGAAAACAAUAUACAUAAUAACUUGAACAAUGUCAAUGGAAAGAACAAUGGAAACUGGAUGCUGUGAAGUUAUGGUGACCAACCUUGAACCCAAGGAAGAGAUAGAAGAAAGGACCGCCUUUAAAGAUGUGGAGGACUGUAGGUGUGGAACCUGUAUAGGUGGCAGAGAUUUCCUUUUUUUUAUUUCAGAUAUUUUCACCAUGUUGCUUGUUUUUGCUGAACUCUUCCUCCACACCUCCCUUCACUAUUAUAUAGUUCUUAUAUACUCAGUAUCCUCGUUUUAACUCCCACUCUUCCAAGGGAGGCAGCCCACCCAGAAGGUGGGCUCCUUCUCCCUCUUGGGGUUCUUGGGGAUACCCACCCAGGAAUUGGGACUAAUUUUAAUAUUAUUGGCUCAAUCCCCUCAUUCCAACAUGUUCUCUAGUUCUCUCCCCUGUAUCAUUUAUUGCCCCAGUGAUGGGCACCUCAGGAUCAUUUAGCCAGUUAACUUCCAUUAGUUUUUACAAAAGGAUAUUUGCUGAGAGGAUACAUUGGUCAGAAAUACAAACACAUGCCUCCUGCCACCUCAGUCCCCAAGGAGAGAGGGUUCUGGCUGAAAGCUGCUCUGCCUCAGCACCUCUGCUUAGCAGUGUGGCCUCCAUCCUGGAUGUGUCUCCCCGCAGGAGCCUGGGUCAAGCAGGUCGCUCCUCAGCCAUGCUAGGGAUGAAACUCUGGUAUGGACUUCAGAUCUCGGGCCUCUGGGGGCCCCUCUGAUCUCAAAGAGCACGAGGGCAGCCUGGUCCAUAUCGGAUCCACAUCUAAGGGUGGGAAAGGGCACUCAAAGACCCCCAAAAAGAAAAAGAUGCCACGUGUCCACAGCCACACAUGGGAGCAGAUCAGUGGCCUGGGCCCUGGACCCUCUUCCACCUGAACACUAAGCAGCUGUCCACUUUGCUCUUGCCCAGGAAAGUCAGGCCACAAUGCAGUGGCUCCACAGCCAGCCACCCCACUGAAGGGUAAAGCAGAGGGGUAUGCUGAGAAGUAGAGCCGUCCCUCCUCAGCCAGAGCCGGCACUCGCCAGACCUCAGGGAGACAAAGCCCUCAUUGGAUAGUCUCCUGUUACAGUGAUAAGAGAAGGUUCUCUGAGAGGCAAAAAAGGAGAACAUGAGGGAAUAGAGGUGAUGUGAGAACAAGAGAGAAAGAAAACUAUUUUUAGAAACUAAACUCUUUGAAGAUAAUAGUUGUCUGUUUUUGUAUGUGUGAGCCCGAGCCUGGCAUUCAUAAGCCAGCUAUUUCAUUCCUAAGUGGCAGACUUAUGACAUGGCCCUGUAGGGCCCCCACGGACUGUCCAGGGGUAUCAGAUUCCUCUUCCUUAAAUGAGACAUUCCUGGCUGGGCAUUUUUUCCAGCUGCCUCCCUCAUUCCCUUCCAGCUUCAAGCUCCGCCUUCUCCAGUCCCUCGGUUCUAGUGCCUACCCUAUAUUGAUUAUUUACAAUAAUCUUGUACGUGACUUGUUUGUACAUAGUUGUUUAGACCACAAGUUUCUUGAGUGCAAAGUGAGACUUUUGCCUUUUUUAAUCCCCAGCACUUAGCACAGUACCUGGCAAUGGGUAGAUGCUUAAUAAAUCUUUAUUGACUGCUGACUCAUGGACAGGUAGGCCAAGUUCUGUAUACCAAUGAAAUUACAGAUCUGACACCCCCUCAUAUUUUGUAUAUACUUAUCUGUGUACAUGUGAUUUCUCCUCAAUAUAUUGCAGAGACUUUCCUUUUUAUCUUUGUUUCCCUGACACUUAACCUAGCACAGUGUAGGCAUUAAAUGCUUAUUGAAUUGAGUUCAGCUAGAGGACCUGCCUGUCUGUAGGUCGAACUGCCAGACCACCACCAUGGUCACAAUCACAACUUCCUCAGCUAUAAAAUAGAAUUGAAGUCCCUUCCUCAGACACUUCCUAGCUGUGUGACCCUGGGCAAGUCACUUGACCCCCAUUGCCUAGCCCUUACCACUCUUCUGCCUUGGAACCAGUAAACAGUAUUGAGUACAAGAUGGAAAGUAAGGUUUUUUUUGUUUUUGUUUUUUUUUAAUGUAGUUAAACUCAGUUCAGGUUUUUGGAUUUUUUUUUAAUUUUCUUAAGAUUUUUAGGUUUAGAUUUAGAAUUUUAGAAUCUUAUGAUUUGCCAAAUGGCUAGUAAUUUUUGGAGAAAGAAUUUAAAAGAUGAACAGAGGUCCUUUUAUUGCCUCAUUAGGGAGAAGUACCUUCUGGCAACAAGGCAGGAAGUUGGGGCAGAUUAUAGUCAAGGGCAAGCAACAGAAACACUUCUAGUCUGCCUCUAGUAUUUUAAUCAUAGAACUGUUAGGGAACUCCCUCAUUUUAUAAAAGGGAAAAUAAUCCUGUAGAAGUUAAGGCUAUGUAUGGUGAGGAAAGGAAAGACAGAUGCUUCUGGAAGAACCAUCACCAAAGCUGUCAAGGAAAACCCCUAAAUUUAAUUUAAAUUUGUAUUAGUUGGUCAUAAUGGUGCCAGGAAGGGGGAAAAAAAACCACACAUUUGUAAAGCAUUGAGAAGUAGGUGGCCACCUUGGAUGUUAAGGCUCAUCCCCUUGUUUUUCAUACUAACAGGGCUCCUGAUAAAUUCAAAGGAGAUACAGCUGGACGAGACAUUUGGUAGUGGGAGAAUGGUUAUUCUAUCCAUACUCAGUGUGCCAUUUUAAUGUUUGACGUAACACUAAGAGGAAUGAGCCUAGUGAACAUAGAAUCUAAUAUCAUGAGAAAAUAUCCCUUUCCGUUGUAGAUAUAAGCCUAGAAGAAAAGUCAAGACAGUCCAUUGUCUUCUAUAGGAAGAUUUUGAGAAACCCUUUUCUUGGCUUUUUAGAAAACUUAAGGGAGUCUGUAAUUUAUAGCUUAUAGCCACAGCUGCCUUGAAAAGCUCCAGAGAUAGUAAUGGGCACACACGGGAUUUUUAUGAACACAACAACAAAUCAUCUUUUAUUCCCUCUGUGACCUUAGGCAAGUCACUUACUCUCCCUGGGCCUCAGUUGACUCAUGUAUGAAAUGGGAAGAAUGGACUAGAUGGUCUCAGGUUGUUCUGAGGAACCUUGACAUCUCAAGAUGCCCUGGGAAGGCAGAUUAGAUUCUUGGGGAGCUCUGAGUCCAUUUCAAGGGGUCCCUGAGAUCAAAACUAUUUUCCUAGUAAUACUAAGAUGUUAUGUAUUAAAAUUCUCUUUCCUUUUCCAACUACGAAUCUGUGUGAAGCAUAUUUUCUUCCUAUACUUCAACAACCAAUAUAUCACAAUAAACUGCAAAAGCAGAUAAUGAAAAUCCAGUCCUAUUGAGCUAGAAUUUGAAGAGAUUUGAAAAAGUAUGUAAAACAGUGUCAUCUCAACAAAUUUUCUGUUUUGGGAAAUAGUUAUUUUUCAUAAAACCCAUUCAUGGUAACUUGUAAUUCGGUUGUUUUUAAAUGAAUUAAUAAAUGAAUAUUUUAAAA
Monodelphis domestica (gray short-tailed opossum) is the source of this 5460-nucleotide messenger RNA. It is a transcript of the gene C1H9orf78, whose product is annotated as chromosome 1 C9orf78 homolog. The record is from RefSeq and is a predicted model, not a curated record. Gene Ontology annotation, biological process: mRNA splicing, via spliceosome. Gene Ontology annotation, cellular component: spliceosomal complex. Lineage: Eukaryota; Metazoa; Chordata; Mammalia; Didelphimorphia; Didelphidae.